CAUGGGCCAAGAGGCACGUUGUGCAAUACAGGAGCCUGAGCGCAUCCCCAGCCUUGGUGCUCCCAGAGGAAUCCCUGGAGCUGCUGCUCUCAGCAGCUGGUUCACCCACCUGCCCAGGCUGCCCCCCAGCCAGCAGCCCGGGAGCAGGGGGAGGGAAGCGAAGCCACAGCAACGGGCAGCCAGAGGCCAAACCUCCACCUUCCCUUCACCUCACACGGAGCAAGUGUUGAAAGAACAUCCUCCUGUGAGCGAGGGGACACCCAGCAGGGCCAUGGCCACGGCCCCAGGAGCCCGGGACGGGCAGCGGGAGCAGCCGCCGUGUCGGGAGCUGGAGCCCCCCAGGGCCCCGCCGCUGCCAGGGAAGACUCAGAGGGCCAUCGUCACCCGCUGCAGCAGCCUGGACGCGGCUGUCCCCAUGCCAGACAGCCCGGAGGGAUGCCCACCUCGCCCCCCAGCCUCAGCCCUCAUCUACAGCAACGUGGGACAGCUGAGGGCCCACCUCGUGCCCCGCAAGGCCAGCCGAGGCGAAGGAGCCGGGAGAAGCCCCUCGCAGCCCGAUGAGUGUCCCCUUCCCCCUCCUCUGCCCAAGAAGCAGCUCCAGCGAGCAGAGUCUCUCCCAGAGAAGGGCCCAUCCCAGCACCGCCACAGCAGCCCCCCGCCACGGGCUGGCAGCACCCUCUGCGGCAUCCCCCCACCCCGGCUGCAGCAGCACGAGGGGGCUCCCAGCGCCGUGCCCACGCGGGACGGACCCUCCUGGGCACCCAAGAAGCCCCUGACCAAGUCCCAAAGCCUGGGGGAGGCGGCCGGGAGCCGGCGGCAGGAGCUGACGUUCGGGACGGCUGACGGGGAGCUGGGGCAGGCGCUGGGCGGCGCGGGGCCGCGGGAGCUGCUGCCCGGCUGCUGCUGGGCCGCGCUGGGCCGGCUCUCGGCUCGCAUCCAGCAGCGGCUGCUGGGGCCGGAGCGGCGGCGGCUGCGGGCUGAGCUGGCGGGGAAGGGCUGGGCAGCGCUGCGUGUGCUGGGCCGGGAGCCGUGCUGCCACAGCAGGGACGCCUGGUACUUCCCUGUGGGCUUCACCUUCGAGCGGAGGCAGCUGGUGCUGGCGGCCAAGGUCCCCAAGCCGUGCUGCACCAGCCUGGAGGUGCAGAGCUCCCUGGGAGCACACUGCAGCAUCCAGAGCCUGAUCAGCCACUUCACAGAGCAGCUCCCUGAGGAACUGGUGCUGCCUGGGGAGCUGAGUCCAUCCCCUUCCUCAGAGCAACCAGCCCAGCUGGCCACACGUCCUGUCCUGCAGGUCUUCAUCUCUCCUGAGGUUCCCUACCAGACCCUGGCAGGCUUUGUGAGGGGAUCCCAGAGCCUGCACAGGACCAGCCCUGGGCACUACGAGCGCCUGGCUUGCCUCCUCCUCCUGCAGGUGUGCAUGGGGCUGGAGCACCUGCGGCUGCAGAACGUGGGCCAAGGGGACCUCUGCCUCGAGAACCUGCUGCUGGUGCAGUGCCCGUGUUCUCCCCAGAGCCAGCAAGGCAAGGAGGCAGCCCUGGGGCUGUCCCUUCCCAGGCUGCUCAUCAGCAGCUUCUUCAAGGUUGAAAGCAAGCAAAGGGCUUGUUCUACCAGCCAGGAGCAGGACUGGACCGAGGGGUUUGCUGCAUCCCCCUCCCUGGCGGCAGAUGAGCUGAAUGUAGGCAUGCUGAUCUAUCAGAUCUUGCACGUGGACAUCUCCCUGGAGAAGGCUUUGGGCCCUAGAAGCAACAGAGCUCCUGAAAUCCCCUCCCUGUCCAUCUAUUCCACGGGACUCAAGCGUCUGGCCACGCUGCUCCUCCAGAGAGACCCCUGCAAGAGGGUGUCCAUCGAGCAGGCCAGGAGCAUCCUGCAGGUGCUGCUCUGGGGGCCCCGCCAGGAGCUCUUUGCAAGGAGCAAAAAGACCCUCCCCCUGCUCCGGAGCUGGGUGGAGCUGAAGAGGGCUCUGCUGCUCCUGAGGUUUGCAGAGGAUUCAGCUGGGGCAGCGGGGAGCCCUGGCCUCGAGGACUGGCUGUGCUGCCAGUACUUCAAGGAGGUCACUGAACACACGCUCUGCCAGGUCACCCAGGCUCUCUACACUCCCUAAAGACAAGGCAGAGUUCACAGCCCUCCCUACAGGUCUCCUCAAAGCCAAGAGCCCACCAGGACCUGGCCAAAUCCAGCAGCUCACAGGGAACCCAGGCUGGUCCUGGCAGGGAAAGCCCCAUUUGCAGACCCAGACCAGCACAUGGAUGCCAAAGCUGGGGCCAAACUCCCACACCAGAGGUUGUGUUUUACACCCUCGACAGAGUUGUGUUUGGCACUGUGAGCCCAGCUUAUUAGAGCAUCUCUGGAAGGAUGGUGGGAUGGAAACUGCAGCAUCAAGCACCAGUUUAGUGGCUGAUUAUCCCAUUGAUGAGGCUUAGACUGUGCACAGAACCCCCCCAGCUCCUCCCACUGUUAAAUAACAGCACAAAGCCAGGCACCCAGCUCACCUUAAUGCACCCUCAGCAAAGCAGAAACACAAUACCUUGCACUGGGUGCCCUUUCUUAAGAGCCAGUCUGUGGCACAGUCACAAAUACCAGUGACAUUUUAAAGGGGGAAACACAGCAGCCACACAGCUUCAAUAAAA
Molecule: messenger RNA, 2627 nt
Organism: Colius striatus (speckled mousebird)
Lineage: Eukaryota; Metazoa; Chordata; Aves; Coliiformes; Coliidae
Gene: PEAK3
Product: PEAK family member 3
Exons: 6
Coding region: 2-2101 (699 amino acids)
Biological process (GO): protein phosphorylation
Cellular component (GO): focal adhesion; actin cytoskeleton
Molecular function (GO): protein kinase activity
Source: RefSeq, a predicted model, not a curated record